This is a messenger RNA of Sinocyclocheilus grahami, 1414 nucleotides long. Its product is annotated as (E3-independent) E2 ubiquitin-conjugating enzyme-like. NCBI's taxonomy places the organism in Eukaryota, Metazoa, Chordata, Actinopteri, Cypriniformes, Cyprinidae. Bases 1 to 1131 code for a protein of 376 amino acids. The record is from RefSeq and is a predicted model, not a curated record. The transcript has 4 exons.
AUGGCAGCUAAAUCAGCAAAACAAGGCAAAAAGGAACAGAAAGCUGAAGCGUGCGGAGAUGACGGCAAAGAUGUUAGCAUGGCAGCUAUCGCUAACAUUUUGGAGGAUCACCAGGCUGCACUCUCUGCAGAUUUUAAAGCCACUGUCUCGACACUUGAGGUACAGCUGGAUCAAAUUCAAGCCACCGUGACAGAACAUGGCUCGAAGAUUGCUUCGCUCAAGACCCACGCAAAUUCGCAGGAUGAGCGCACGCACGCCUUAGAAACUACGUGUGCUAUGUUAAAAGAGAGCAACUCUAAACUGCUUGCUAAACUCGUGAACCUCGAGUUUCGUAGCCGGCGUAAUAAUAUAAGAAUUAUUGGGCUACCUGAAUCCAUAGAAGGACCUCGGCCGUCUGUUGUCUUCUCUGAGCUACUCGCAGAAGUGUUUGGGGAUGGAGUCCUGGAAUCUCCGCCGGAGUGCGACAGAGCGCACCGGUCACUGGCUGACAAACCGAGGCCGGGGGAAAGAGGCCUAGGCCUGUUAUUGGUGAAGCGACUAGGCUACUUUGAUCAUACUCAAAGGCAGCUUGGAGAGAGAGCCUUGUAUGUGUUUCCUGCCAAGAGUGAAACUAUACGGAUCACCUGUGAUGGUCUAGAGGGGGCACCUGCUCACCCUGAGGACCCUGUUGUUCGAAAGUUAAAAAGAAUGUAUAAAAAGGAAGUGGGAAAGAAAAUUACAGAAAAUGCAGACACACAGAGUAACGAUUCAGAAUCAACAGAGAAAAUGGAGGGCACGGAAGGUGAAAAGAGAUCAGUGCAGGAACAGGACUGUCCUGAUGAUAAUUCUGUUCCAUGCUACCCCAACAAUGGUCCUUUUCCAUGCCAGGAUGCUCUGGAGGAGGGAAAAGAGCCACCACUGGAUGUUCUUCAGGGACAAUGGGCCCAUUUGGGGGAACAAGAGUCAAAUGAGGAGCCAGGGGAUGAUACAGAUGAUACCAGUUCUGUCACUUCCUCUGCCAGCUCAACAGCCUCACUGCAGAGUGGCCCGAUUCGAAAAAAGAGCAUCCCCCUCUCUAUACGCAACCUAAAGAGAAAGCACAAGAAAAAGAGAACUACGUUUUCACGCGAAUUUAAACCAGGAGACAGGUGAAAGAAUCCACAAACGUUUUAUUGAUUUCUGAGUUCAAAAUUUAAAUCUAGACCAGCUGUUUUGUGUUGUGUAUCAUAGUGCAAUACCUGCAGAAUUACUCAUAUCAUGUAAACAUUUGUCAGAACUGAUUAAUAGGGUUGCACAUUGACAAACAAUUCUAAAUAAUAGAUUUUAUUGACCUUUCGAUUCUGGUUAGGGUUAUAUGGCCUGUCUUUGCACAUACUGCAUGAGUGAGGCAUGAGUAGUGUGUUUUUCAGAGCCCAUAUUAACAAAUUAAUCUAAG